Molecule: messenger RNA, 1787 nt
Organism: Vigna unguiculata (cowpea)
Lineage: Eukaryota; Viridiplantae; Streptophyta; Magnoliopsida; Fabales; Fabaceae
Product: protein EMSY-LIKE 3-like
Biological process (GO): defense response to fungus
Cellular component (GO): nucleus
Source: RefSeq, a predicted model, not a curated record
UGAGUACGAUUCAGAGUCGGAUUCGGAACACAGAGCCUCUACUCGACAGAGCCACCUACGAUUCCUUUUCCCUUCAACUUUUCGUUCCUCCAUUCCCCGCUUGUUGUCGCCCAUUUUGCUGCGAUAUUUGCUUCUGCGCUUUUUCUCGUGAAUCUUGGUGCUUCGAUUUCGCUGCAAACUGGCUAUGGACUACGAACCCUACGAUAGUAGUGGAACUGAUGAUGAUCUUCCACCAACUCAUCAAAACAGAAUCCCCAGAGGGGCACAUCCUGCAAGGAAUGGAAGAUCUGUAGGAGCUUCAUACCCGAUGACAUAUGGUGAAAUUGAUAUGGAAACUCAAAUCCACCAACUUGAGAAGGAGGCAUACAGUUCAGUUCUACGAGCCUUUAAAGCUCAAGAUGAUGCCAUUACUUGGGAGAAGGAAAGUUUGAUUACAGAACUUAGAAAAGAACUAGGAUUAUCAAAUGAGGAACACAGAGAACUUCUAGGUCAUGUUAAUGCAGAUGAUGUAAUACAAAAUAUAAGAGACUGGAGGAAGGCAGGAGGCCAUCUGCCUGCUGUGCUGAAUAUUGGGCAAGCUAUUCAUGAUUCAAUUCCAAGUCCCACUGUCUCUGUAUCUCGUAAGAAGCAGAAGAUAAUGGCGUCCACUCCUUUAGAAUCCUUUGGUGGGCCUUCUCCAUUUCACCCCCAACCACCUCUUCAGCCAUCUUUGGUUGCAAAUCCAGGAUCUGUUUCUGGAUCCAAGGGCAAGAAGCACAAACCUGGCCAAGUAUUACUGGGAGUAUCUUCAAUCAAGAAAUACCCUUCAUCAGGACUCAGUGGAAGGAAUCAAAUACCUAAUAGAGCUCCUUCUGGUAUUGAAACGGGUGAGCUUGCUAAGGAAGCAUCAAUGGUUUCACUAGUUGGUAGGAAAGUGCGAACACGAUGGCCUGAUGACAACAACUUUUAUGAAGCUGUUAUAUCUGACUACAAUCGAGCUGAUGGUCGAUAUGCUCUGGUAUAUGACAUGGGGACUGCAAAUGAAACGUGGGAAUGGGUUAAUCUGUCAGAGAUCUCUCCUGAAGAUAUUCAAUGGGUAGGUGAGGAUCCAGGAAUCAAUCAUGGUGGUGGUCGUCAUGGAUCUGGUAAUGGGAUGAGUAGGUCUGUAGGACGUAGCAGUGUUCCAGGAGCUGUAAGAGGUAGGGGAACCACAAAGGGGCAAUCCAAAAUGGAUUUCUUUCCAUCUCAGAAUGGAAUUGGAAAGAAGACUGUAGAUGAUAUACACAUACUUCACACAGACACGCUAGUGAAGAAGGUAGAGAGGGUAUUCAAUGCAAAUCAUCCUGAUGCACUUGAAAUUGAGCAAGUCAAGAAAGUAUUAAAGGAUCACGAACAAGCUCUUAUUGAUGCAAUUGCAAAACUUGCAGAUCUUUCUGAUGGCGAAAGUGAUGAGGAUGACCACCAUUUCGCAAAUGCUCAACCAAUGGAAAGAUGAUGUGGAAAACUAUCUUUGUAAAAUGGGAAGAGUUGGCGUUAUUAUAGUCGCAAAAACCUUGAAAAUCUGAAGUAAUUUCCCUGACAGACAACUCUUGUUCAUGUCAUUUAUUUUGACUAGGUUGAAAAUUAGGUAGUUUAGUAAUGAUUAUUCACUGAGGUUUUAAGAUUUGACACAGGAUACUCUGAUGCUUGUACACAACCAUGAUAGUGUAUAAAUUCUUGUAUUUGUUGUGUAUUAUGUAUGGAUUCACGGCUUCUGUUAUGUAUUACUCUAUGACUUCUAUACAAUACCAUGUUCAUAAAAUUACUCA